GUAUAUGAAAAGAUCCUUACCCCUUCCCGACUAAGAUCUUCAUCCAGCCUGUCGUUCCUACAUCCUACGCUCGCUACAUAUCGCCCGUGAUGGCGAGCAACUCUAUCACUCAGGCUCAAGGACUAUUCUCGAAUUGUGGCCCGGGGAUCGACACCUACGAGCUCAGUUACAGCUGCACAGGACCCAGCUGCAAGGACAUCACCGGGUUCCAGAAGAUUACAUGCAGCUCCGAUGGCGACAAGUACAGUUGCUCCAACGAUGUCCAGUGCCCUCCCGGCAUCUCGUCGUUUCAGUCGAACUUCACGUUCACACAGAAUGCCCCUGAUCCAAUAAAUCCGGCCCCGAACGAGAUCGACAACCGCAUACCGCAGGAGCAGCAGAUUAUGAUGGCGGAUUGCUCGAAGUUCCGACUUAUGAGCGAUGGUACCGCGGAGGGCACAAAAACGGAAGAUAAAGGCAAGGAGGAUGACUGUCCGAUGGGAGUGCAAGAGACGCCGACGCCAACAGCAGGCUCAGGCCCAGCUAGAAGCGGUACUGCUAGUGUCGGGGCUGGCUCUGGCCCUCCGGCAAGUUCCAAAGCUGCUUCUAUGCCAGAGGUCCCAGACGCUACCUCCCGCUCUCAGGAAACAUCUAACGCCGCCUCGAUCCCUGGGGCUUCGGACGCUACCUCGAAUGGUGCGCAGGAGACGCCGUCGCCAACAGGUCCGGCCAGAAGCAGUACCGCCACUGCCGGCGCUUCUUCAAUCCCUGAGGCUCCGGAUGCUAGUCCCAGCCCUACAUCAGGUACUGGGCAGCCAGAGCAAUUCGAGGGCGGUUCAACAAAGCGUGGUGGCCCCUCUAAGCAAGUGCUAUUUUUGACCAUCUUUUUUGGUUUGAUGCUCUUCCUUCCUGUCGCCCAAGCAUCUGCCAUCGAUCAUCACCGCCGAGCUGAGCUUCGUGCUCGCGCCGCGCUUAGGGUGCGAGCUGUAUCUGACAAAGUUCGCACUUUCGCUGAGAACUUUGGCUCGGACCUUGCCGCAAAAGCGAAUGCACAAGGACAGAACGGCGAAACAUUCGCACAUAACCUAGUCGCGGAUGUCGUCUCGUCAGUCUGUGGAGGGUACUUUCGGGGGGAGAGCCCAGCAAGCUUCUCUCCUCCCAUUGUCGGUGGCUGUGUCAAGUCAAUCUACGGAGGAGACAAGCUACCCCAGCCUGGGACGCAGUUCUACGCCGUCUUUGGAGCGAGCUUGUUGUGCGACUACGCUGUCAGCGAGGCCUAUCCCGUUGCCCAAGAGUUCUUCCCAGAUGGUUGCGAGGGCUUGCAAGAUUUGGCGGAGAAGAUUACUCCAAGUGCAACUGUGGCCCCCUCACCGCCGCCAACAGUGGCACCGCCGCCAACAGUGGCACCGCCGCCAGCUUCUAAUCCUUUAGUGAGUACUCCACCGGCAUCUGAACCUGCUCCCAGCAAUCCGGCUCCCUCAGAGCCUCUAUCGGAGCCCGUUCCCAGCACUCCUCCAGUGAGCAAUCCACCAGCAUCUGAACCUGCUCCGAGUAAUCCUGCCGCCUCGGAACUCGCAUCGGAACCCGUUCCCACCGCUCCUCUCGAAACUGCGGCGUCGAUCUCAGCGUCGAAUCUCCCUACAGCUCCGCCCUCAUCCAACCCUCCGGUUCCGAGCCCGCCUGCAUCUGAGUCGCCGGUUUCAAAUCCUGCAAGCCCGUCUGAGCUGUCAGCAUCAUCCUCCCCUGAACCGACGCUACUAAGUAGUCUGCCUCCAUCGCCAGAGCCGUCGGAUGUCCCUGAAGUAACCCCGCCUUCGUCGCUUCCUCCCGUUGAGACGCCAAUACCGUCCGAUUCUCCAGAGAGCCCUUCGUCGAGUCCAGCAGUACCACCGUCAUCCGUUGUGGGAAGCCCAUCUUUAACCACCCCUAUUGAGUCGCCGACAUCUACAGAUGUGGAAGUACCGCCUUCUUCGGAACCAGAAUUACCUCCGUCUCCUCCCCCAUCGUCCAGUCCUCCUUCCACCGCGCCGCCGAGCAUGUCGAUUCCCGAGCCUCCUACUACGUCACAGCCUCCCUCUACAACUUUCAUUGACGAGCCGGAGCCGCCCGUUACUACGACUCCUAGUACAACAAUUAUUAUAUCGAACCCACCACUAUCAAAUACCAGCACUCCAAGCCCCUCCGACCCUACACCAAUCAACCCAUGUCUAGGUAACACGACCUGGGUGCCAGAGACGGGAGAGUGCCUCCCUAUCUUGCCUCCUGACAACAGCUGCACCAACAGCGAGUCGGGCGAUAGUUAUUGUCCCGGACUAGGAUGCGUAUUCCUAGACACCACUGAGAAUUGCGGAGCUUGUGGUGUUGCCUGCGACUACAGCUGCGUGAACUCUACCUGCGUUUGCCUGGACGGUUCGCUUCCUGAUGAUAGUGGAAGUUGUGAAUCUUGCCCUCCAGGGACCGAAUGGAACGAUGAGACACAAAACUGCACCUGUCCGCCUGGAACCGAGUGGAGCAAUGAACUGGAGAGUUGCACGGGUGUCUGUCCAUCGGAGAUGACAUGGAAUAACGAGACAGAAACUUGUGAAUGCCCGCCCGGAACGGAGUGGAACAGUGAACUGGAGAGUUGCACGAGCGUUUGUCCAUCGGAUAUGACAUGGAACAACGAGACAGAAGCCUGUGAAUGCCCGCCUGGUUAUGUCUGGGAUGGCUAUUGCAUAAGACUGUGCCCCGAAGGGAUGGAUUGGGAUCCAGAAACAAGGAAUUGCACUAGCGCUGAGUGCCCCGCGGGGACGGUAUUGGACAGCGAAGGAAUCUGCACGAAAUGCCAAGGAGAGACUCCUGACUUCUGCAACGGGACAUGCACAGACAUCCGCUCGGAUGCAUUCAAUUGCGGACAAUGCGGCAAUGUCUGUACCGGCCUCUGCGACAAUUACACUUGCAUAGAGUCGUGCCCGGAGGAGACGCCGGCCACUUGCAACGGCACAUGCGUGGAUCUCAGCUCAGAUCCCUAUAACUGCGGUGAGUGCGGCGGUUACUGCAGUGGGACCUGCGAUGACUCUACCUGCAUUCCCGGCGCUUCGUCAACCACCACGCCAGAGUGUGCGCCCGGGUACACAAAAGACUAUCGAAACAUCUGUCGCUCAAUGACGACUACGACAACGAGCAGUAGCUCCGAAACAUGUCCGCCGGGAUCCACGCUAGACUACAGAAGCUAUUGUCGAGCGAUCAGCACUACGACGAGUGAGACCUCCGCCAUUACAUGCGAGCCAGGCUUCACCACAGACUACAGGGGACAUUGCCGAUCCGCGGUGACUCCUACCCCAGCGACGCCUGUACCGUCGAUUGCGUCUCCAAUACCCUUAGUGACGACGCGCCCGUGCCUAGCGAAUUGUAGCCUUGGAGAAGCCUGCGUCGACGGCGUAUGCCAGCAGGCGGCCGACAUUGGGUCUUUUGUGGCUAAGGGGUUGAACGGGAUCUGGAGAGAUUGAGGCUUGAAGAGAAGGUAAUGAAUUCGGAAAAUUAGGGGUAAUUGGGAUACUACACUUUUGAUGGUCUUUGUUUUCAGAUUGCUUCAGCAUUU
This is a messenger RNA of Trematosphaeria pertusa, 3559 nucleotides long. RefSeq lists its product as uncharacterized. The transcript has a single exon. Bases 90 to 3467 code for a protein of 1125 amino acids. NCBI's taxonomy places the organism in Eukaryota, Fungi, Ascomycota, Dothideomycetes, Pleosporales, Trematosphaeriaceae. The record is from RefSeq and is a predicted model, not a curated record.